This is a messenger RNA of Frankliniella occidentalis (western flower thrips), 3465 nucleotides long. It is a transcript of the gene lovit, whose product is annotated as membrane-associated transporter protein. Gene Ontology annotation, molecular function: sucrose:proton symporter activity. Lineage: Eukaryota; Metazoa; Arthropoda; Insecta; Thysanoptera; Thripidae. The transcript is spliced from 11 exons. The record is from RefSeq and is a predicted model, not a curated record. Gene Ontology annotation, cellular component: membrane. The coding region runs from base 431 to 2434 and encodes 667 amino acids.
ACUGGACUUUGGCCUCGGGCUGCGACGGUCGUGCGCGCGGGGCGGUAAGGAACGAGUCACGCGACGAACGACGUGACGGGGGGCGUGACGGGCGUCGUGACGGGAGAUGGGACGGGCGACGUGACGAAAAGACACUCGACGGUUGGCCUCGCGGGCGACGUAAGGUCCGGCGUGACGGUCGACGUGACGGCUGUGAGCCAGGUCGUGCAGCACCGGAGCGCGAUGGCUGGCGGGCGCGUCGCGCGGUCGCGACCCCUCCGCGGCGAGGUGCCUCUGACGGGGAGCCCGGGCCACCCUGGCCACCGCGCGGGCCUACCCCAGCUGCCCGCCACCUAGGCACCCAGCACGCAGGACGGCGGCAAUGUCGCGGCGCGGGUGAGAGCGCGGUGCGCGGCCCCGGCCCCGGCCCCGGCCCCGGCGCGCCGCCGCCAUGGCGGAGAAGCUCCACGAGUACGAGGGCGUGCUGGGCCGCGUGCACGCCGCCCGGGACUGGGCGCGCGGCCUGCUCGACGGCUGGCGCGAGUCCCGCGGCGGCCGGCCGCUGGGCGAGUGGCUGGCCGCCCUCGUCAAGGAGCACCAGCCGCCCCGCGGGGAGCACACGCCCGUCGAGGCGCCGCCCGGCAUCCUCGCCGACCAGUACGCGCACAUCUACAGACGUAAGACUCGGGCGGAGCUGGUGCGCGUGUCGGCCGCCGUCAUGGGCAUCGAGUUCUCGUACGCGGCCGAGACGGCGUUCGUGUCGCCGACGCUGCUCAAGAUCGGCGUGGAGCACCGGCACAUGACGCUGGUGUGGGCGCUGUCGCCGCUCGUCGGCUUCUUCCUCACGCCCGUGCUCGGCUCGCUCUCGGACCGCUGCCGCCUCCCCGUCGGCCGGCGCCGGCCGUUCAUCGUCAUCCUCGCCGUCGGCGUCCUCGUCGGCCUGAUCCUGGUGCCGAACGGCGAGGACAUGGGCCACUCCAUGGGCGACUACUACCCCUCCAAGGACCUGCCCGCCGCCAACAGGACCGCGCUGCUGGCCGCCGGGACGCCCGUCUCGGACGCGCAGUUCUCGCACCCCUGGGGCGUCUUCUUCACCAUCCUGGGCACCGUGCUCCUCGACUUCGACGCCGACGCGUGCCAGAGUCCCGCGCGCGCCUAUCUGCUGGACGUGACCGUGGCGGAGGACCAUGCGCGCGGACUCAGCACGUUCACCAUCAUGGCUGGACUAGGGGGCUUCCUCGGCUACGGCCUGGGCGGUAUCAACUGGGACGCCACGGCCAUCGGUGAGAUGCUGGGCGGCCACGUGCGGGCCGUGUUCACGCUCAUCACCUUCAUCUUCGUGACGUGCGUCGCCUACACCGUGACGAGCUUCCAGGAAGUGCCCCUCGACGUCCUGGAGCAGGAGCGGCGGCCCAGCGUCGUGGCCUUGAACCAGCGCGCGCCGCUGCUGCACCGCGACUCGAUGGCGGGCCCGCGCUACGGCAAGAUGGAGGACGACGGCGACGGUCCCGGGGCGCACUCGUACGGCGCCACGGGGGACACCGCCGGCGACGCCGCCCCCUGGGACCCGCGGCCACCCGGGCAGAAUGCGUCGCGUCCGGACUACCUGGCCGUCGACGAGUCGCAGCCGUUGCGGGCGCCGCGGCCCUGGGAGGCGAAUGGCGCCGUGGCCGAGACCAGCUUCGACGCGGACCUGGAGUCGUCGCUACCCCGCGCGGCCGGCGCCCCGCGGCCCGCGGCCGCCGCCGACCCCGAGGAGCCCGCCACGCUGUUCCAGUACCUGCUCUCCAUCGUGUACAUGCCACACUCGGUGCGCAUGGUCUGCCUCACCAACCUCUUCUGCUGGAGCGCGCACGUCUGCUACUCGCUCUACUUCACGGACUUCGUCGGGGAAGCCGUGUUCGGCGGCGAGCCGCAGGCGCCCGACGGCUCCGAGUCCAAGGAGCUGUACGAGGCCGGGGUGCGCUUCGGCUGCUGGGGCAUGUCCAUGUACUCGCUCUCCUGCGCCUGCUACUCGCUCGUCAUCGAGAGGCUCAUCCGGAGAUUUGGGGCGCGGCGCGUGUACGUCGGCGGCCUGCUCUUCUACUCGGUGGGCAUGUUCCUGAUGGCGCUCACCCAGCACCCGGUCGGCGUCAUCCUCUUCUCGUGGACGGCGGGCGUCAUGUACUCGACGCUCUUCACCAUGCCGUACCUCCUCAUCGCGCACUACCACGCCUGCGGCACGUUCGAGGUGAACGCGCUCGGGGAGGCCGUGGAGUGCACUCAGCUGCGCGGGCUCGGCACGGACGUGGCCAUCGUCAGCUCGAUGGUGUUCCUGGCGCAGUUUGCCCUCUCCGUGUGCAUGGGCACGCUCAUCAGCAUCGUGGGCUCCACCGUCACCGUCGUGGCCGUCGCCUCGUCGCUCGCGUUCUGCGGAGCCAUCGCCGCGACCCGGGUCAUGUACCUCGACCUCUGACCUCUGUGUGCGUGCGUGCGUGUGUGUCUGUGUGUGUGUGUGUGUUCUUAUGUGUGCUUGUGUGUGUGUGCCUAAGUGUAACGUUUCGAACAUGUGUUUCCUUUACGUUCAUAUAAUUUUACUUUUUGGCGUUUGAUAUUUACGUCCCAAAAGUGUGCCAAUAUCGUAGUGGAGGAUAUAUUGCUAAAAAAUAAUGUGUUCUGCCAUGACAAAGGUGGCUGAUUAACCUACUGCUUGUGUGCAUUUUUCGUUCGGGGAGCUGUCUCCGACACGACGUUUUCGUAGUUCUCGCCAUCUCGUUCACGGUUCAUGUGAAUUACUCUUGUAAUCCUAGUUUCUAAAAGUUAGUAAUAGUGUUUAAUUCUAUUCCAUUGCAUCCUUUUUAAGCAUGGAGUACAUUAUCUUAUUCGUAAUUUUAACUCUUAACUCAUAGGUGGGGCUUCCCCGUGCUGUGUAUGAUAAUAACAAAGUUAGUGCUAUAGUUGUGUACUUUUGCGUGUCAGGUCCGACUCCUUUGGAGUCUGAUCACGGCGUUUAACUUAACUUACCUAACCGUUCGUGUUAGCCCUUUGUUGAACUUGUGGAGCGUGUAUAGUCAGCCUCGAGACUCUCUUUUGGCCGCUCAUCGAGCUAGAUGGGUUGCCUAUGGUUAAGCUCACAGGCGCACCGGAGGCGGUGGUCGCGCCCGAUCGGUAGGCAAACCAUCCGACUCUGUAUGCGCCACUGCUGCCGCAACACUGUUUCAAGUGAAAACAUUUGUUGUGGUCUUUCUUUCCCUGGCGCGUUUGCACAAAAUGAGCCACUUUCGCGUUGCUGUGAACGCACUGUCUAGUCAUGGGGGAUUUUGUGGGGUUUUCAAAUUUUUGAUCGAGGAGAAAGAGAUUAGAUAAUGCUGACAAGUAUUAGGCGCCAUAGCUUUGUCGAUUUAUUCGCUAUAUACAACGUAGAGGGAAUGACCCCCCAAACAUUACAAUGUCUUAUCACUGAAAGUGUCAAGAUAUACAAAAUAUACAAAAUGUACAAAAUUUUAA